Cucurbitaria berberidis CBS 394.84 is the source of this 1650-nucleotide messenger RNA. Its product is annotated as ATP synthase-like protein subunit alpha. Gene Ontology annotation, biological process: proton motive force-driven ATP synthesis; proton transmembrane transport. The transcript has 7 exons. Gene Ontology annotation, molecular function: proton-transporting ATP synthase activity, rotational mechanism; ADP binding; ATP binding. The record is from RefSeq and is a predicted model, not a curated record. The coding region runs from base 1 to 1650 and encodes 549 amino acids. Lineage: Eukaryota; Fungi; Ascomycota; Dothideomycetes; Pleosporales; Cucurbitariaceae.
AUGUUCUCAAGAGCCAUCCGCCAGUCGAGCCGCCGGGUCGCUGCAAUCUCUGCCUCUGGCAGGAUUGCUUCGACGCGCGCCCCGGCCUUCACCAGUGCCAUCCGAUCCUACGCCUCCGAGGCAAAGGCCACGCCAACCGAGGUCUCGUCCAUUCUGGAGCAGAGGAUUCGCGGUGUACAGGAGGAGAACAGUCUCGCCGAGACUGGACGUGUGCUUUCCGUCGGUGACGGUAUUGCCCGUGUCCAUGGCAUGAACAAUGUCCAGGCUGAGGAGCUUGUCGAGUUCGCCUCUGGUGUCAAGGGCAUGUGCAUGAACUUGGAGGCCGGCCAGGUCGGUGUCGUGCUUUUCGGUUCCGAUCGUCUAGUCAAGGAGGGCGAGACCGUCAAGCGUACCGGAGAGAUUGUCGAUGUACCCGUCGGCGAGGCUCUUCUCGGACGUGUCGUUGACGCUCUCGGUAACCCCAUUGAUGGAAAGGGCCCUCUCAAGACCACCGAGAAGCGCCGUGCGCAGCUCAAGGCCCCCGGUAUCCUGCCCCGUCGCUCCGUCAACGAGCCCGUACAGACUGGUCUCAAGUCGGUCGACGCCAUGGUUCCCAUCGGUCGUGGCCAGCGUGAGCUGAUCAUCGGUGAUCGUCAAACCGGAAAGACUGCCGUCGCUCUCGACGCCAUGCUCAAUCAAGGAAGAUGGAAUUCUGGAAAUGACGAGAAGAAGAAGCUUUACUGCAUCUACGUCGCUGUCGGUCAGAAGCGAUCCACCGUCGCCCAGCUCGUCAAGACCCUGGAGGAGAACGAUGCCAUGAAGUAUACCAUCAUUGUCGCUGCCACUGCCUCUGAGGCCGCCCCUCUCCAGUACAUUGCCCCCUUCACCGGGACAUCAAUGGGAGAAUGGUUCCGUGACAAUGGCAAGCACGCUCUUAUCAUCUACGACGAUCUGACAAAGCAGGCCGUUGCCUACCGUCAAAUGUCUCUGUUGCUCCGUCGCCCCCCUGGCCGUGAGGCCUACCCCGGUGACGUGUUCUACCUGCACUCUCGUCUCCUCGAGCGCUCUGCCAAGAUGAACGACAAGCUCGGCGGCGGCUCUCUUACCGCCCUCCCCAUCAUCGAGACCCAGGGCGGUGACGUCUCCGCUUACAUUCCCACGAAUGUGAUCAGUAUCACCGACGGACAAAUCUUUCUCGAGGCCGAGUUGUUCUACAAGGGUAUCCGCCCGGCCAUUAACGUCGGUCUUUCCGUCUCCCGUGUCGGUUCCGCCGCCCAGGUCAAGGCCAUGAAGCAGGUCGCUGGUUCCCUGAAGCUCUUCUUGGCCCAGUACCGUGAGGUCGCGGCCUUCGCCCAGUUCGGUUCCGACUUGGACGCUGCUACUAAGCAGACCCUGUCCCGUGGUGAGCGUCUUACUGAGCUCCUGAAGCAGAAGCAGUACUCUCCCAUGGCCGUCAACGAGAUGGUUCCUUUGAUCUACGCUGGUGUUAACGGUCUCCUCGAUUCCGUUCCCGUCGCCAAGAUCCUCCAGUGGGAGUCUGACUUCCUUGCCCAUCUCCGAUCGAACGAGCAGGAUCUCCUGAGCACGAUUGAGCGGGAAGGUGCGCUCAGCAAAGACUUGGAGUCCAAGCUGAAGGAGGUUGCUACAAGCUUCACCAAGAGCUUCUCGUAA